GCUUCCUCUGUAAGAUCAUCAACACUUCCGGAUCAACGAUAAAAACAAAUUACGAUAACAAUAUUAAAAAAAGAAAAUACUGCUUCAAUUUUCUGAUCUCGGAUUUCUUCCCACUCUCAGAUUUCAGAAAACCCUACAUUCCCAAUCCGGGGAAGAAGAACAAACAAGAAAAAAGAAAACCCUAGAUUCAUCCCCAUUUUUGGAAGAAAGUGAGAAUUUUUGCUGAGACCCAAUUUUUGUCCGAGUGGAUGACAACCGAAAUUUGACUUUGAUGUAGGUGUUAAACUCUUUCCACAUACGGACCAAAGCUUGAUUCGAUUUUGCUCCGUUCUCUGCCACUGAAUUUUUUAUUCCCACCGUUUUAUUACUUUUGGACGUUCUUUUGUGUGUUGAACACCCAGAAAGGGAAAUCGAAUAGUGAGAGUGGCAUUGCUAACUGAAUCCCGAUUUGCGAAGGUGUUCGUUAAAAUUCCGCAAUUGAGAGUUUCAUGUGUUGUGGGGUGUAAGCAUUGGAAGAUUGAAGGGUGUGUUGGAGAUGAUGAUGAAGAGGGAGAGGGGCAUGUGUUGAUGUUGAUGCUGAGGGUAUAAUGUCAUUAGGUCUUCGUUCUUCUGGGAGUUAUGGGUCUCUGCUUGAAAACGGAGUGUCACCAAUUCAAGCAGCAUCGGCACGCAAGGCUUCCAAGAUGGUGAAGGAGAAAGAUAAGGAGAGACUCUUCCUUUGGAUCUGCAAGUUUGCUGGUCGCAAGAAGGUUGGAAUGCUUUUCCUCUGCGCCAUCUCCGCUGCCGUCUUCAUCUGGGUUCUCUAUGUUGGAAAAGGUGAUGAUUCUCCGGAAGGAAAUGCCGUGCAGGGCAUUAAUGUUAAUGAAAGCAUGUCUAUAGAUGAUUCCUCGCCUCUGAUCUCUACUGCGGCAAGUGCCCUGGGCUUGACUACCAAUCUGGCAUUACCGCCUCCUCCCCCUAGUUAUUUUUUGGGGUAUAGUCUUCCAGAGGGGCAUCCAUGUAAUAGCUUCACUCUUCCUCCCCCACCAUCUGAUCCAAAGCGUACCGGGCCACGGCCAUGCCCGGUAUGUUACCUUCCUGUGGAAGAAGCUAUUGAGCUGAUGCCAAAGUCACCAUCACCUUCACCAGUUCUUAAGAAUUUAACUUAUAUCUAUGAGGAAAAUAUAAGUAGAUUUGGAGAAUUCGGUGGCUCAGACUUUGGUGGAUAUCCUACUUUGAAGCAAAGGAAUGAGUCUUUUGAUAUACAAGAAUCAAUGAGUGUGCACUGCGGAUUUGUAAGAGGAACUAAACCUGGCCACAACACAGGAUUUGACAUUGAUGAAGCUGACAUUCUUGAAAUGGAGAAGUGUAAUGGAGUAGUUGUUGCAUCUGCCAUAUUUGGAAAUUUUGACGAGAUAAAUGAGCCAGCAGAUAUAAGUACAUAUUCAAAGGAGACAGUGUGCUUCCUUAUGUUUGUAGAUGAAGAAACAGAAAAAUAUCUAAAGAGUUCAGGCAAGCUGGGAAGCAGCAAGAUGAUUGGCUUAUGGAGAAUUAUCGUUGCUCAUAAUCUUCCUUACACAGAUGCACGGCGGACGGGAAAGAUUCCGAAGCUUCUGUUACAUAGAUUGGUUCCAAAUGCUCGCUAUUCUAUAUGGGUUGAUGGGAAGCUUAAGCUUGUUGUUGAUCCAUAUAAAAUUCUUGAAAGGUUUUUGUGGAGGAAGAAUGCAACUUUUGCAAUAUCAAAGCAUUAUAGGCGCUUUGAUGUAUUUGUUGAGGCCGAGGCAAACAAAGCUGCCAAAAAAUAUGAUAAUGCCUCUAUCGACUUUCAGAUUGAGUUUUACAAGCGAGAGGGAUUGACCCCAUAUACAGAGGCCAAGCUUCCUCUUACAAGUGAUGUUCCUGAAGGAUGUGUUGUAAUACGAGAGCAUGUGCCGAUUAGCAACCUUUUCACUUGUCUUUGGUUCAAUGAAGUUGACAGAUUUACUUCCAGGGACCAGAUUAGUUUCUCAACCGUCAGGGAUAAAAUUUUGUCGAAGGUGGAUUUUCAUUUUAACAUGUUCUUGGACUGUGAAAGACGCAACUUUGUGAUUCAGAAAUACCACAGGGAUAUAUUGCUGCGGCUAGCUCCACCAGCGGGUCAUGUCCAACCACCCCCUCCGCCAGCUCCAAUUCUCGAGGUGGUCAGUGAAAAGGUUGUAAGUCCACCCAGCAGGAGAGGGCCGGGAAGGCGUGGAAGAGAUAGGAAAACUGGUAAUAGGCGCCACCGCAAAGUUGUUGCUGGAAGUAAAGACAUGGACACAGCAAGUUAAAAAGAGUUUUGUCUGGGUGAUUAUACUAUUUUUUUCUUUUGUUUCUGAUAUUCCACAUACGAAAAUCAUUCAUUGGAGAGCAGGAGGAGAAGAUGCAAGAUGUAUGUUGUAAUUUGAUUCUCUCAUUCUUUUUUUGUUAUUUUGUGCAAUUGUCUAUCUAAAUUAAUUUUUUGUACAUAUAGCAACAUCUUCAAUAAUUAUUUAUAAACAUGGGUUACCACUGAAUUCCUCACUUGGCAACCCAUUCUGCUA
Molecule: messenger RNA, 2540 nt
Organism: Arachis ipaensis
Lineage: Eukaryota; Viridiplantae; Streptophyta; Magnoliopsida; Fabales; Fabaceae
Product: strawberry notch protein (DUF616)
Source: RefSeq, a predicted model, not a curated record